Molecule: messenger RNA, 2232 nt
Organism: Cavia porcellus (domestic guinea pig)
Lineage: Eukaryota; Metazoa; Chordata; Mammalia; Rodentia; Caviidae
Gene: Gdpd4
Product: glycerophosphodiester phosphodiesterase domain containing 4
Exons: 14
Coding region: 122-1891 (589 amino acids)
Biological process (GO): lipid metabolic process
Cellular component (GO): membrane
Molecular function (GO): glycerophosphodiester phosphodiesterase activity
Source: RefSeq, a predicted model, not a curated record
CCGUGUGCUGCAAUUCAGCCCCCAGGCUGACAGUUGCUGGUCUUCUCAGAUGUGAAGUCCAGAUUUGCGUUUGGAGCUGUGAGUCACUGUUGGGACUGUGAGUCACUCAAAGGGGUGAAUCAUGCCUAGGAAGGUCAGCAGAGUUGAGUCCUGGACAGAGGAGACAGGGCAGCACAAUUCAUGGACUUCACGCAUCUUCAAUUACAAAUGCUAUAUCGUCUUCCUGACUGGCUGUUAUAGUUGCCACUGGAAAUUCAGACGAUGGGAAAAAACUAAACUGGGAUCCUGUUGCUGCACCUGGAGAGAACAAGUCUUUUGCACGUUCCUGGUAAUUGCAUUUAUCAUGUCUGUGGUCAUGCUCUUCACCUGGAUAGAAACCUCCAAUGAGUACUUUGGCUUUAACUGGGUCGUUUUUCUGCUAACAGGAUACUGGUUCUUCUGGUCCAUUCUAAUGCUGAGUUUAUUUGGGAUACUGACUGCCUACACUUUGUUGCUAUUGAUACUUGGAAUUUUGUUGUUUCGGGAAAGGAUUGAGCUAUACCUGCACGUAUGUCAUAAGGUCUUGAUUAUGAUAACGAUCCUGCUGAAUGUUUUAUUAAUGUUGAUUUUAUUCAGAUUCUGGAAUGAAAGGUGGCUGGUAGUUGGGCUGUCCCUGAAGGUGGCACCAGAGAAUACCAUUAUGGCCUUUGAGAAAGCUGUUGAAGAAGGAGCUUAUGGGCUGGAGACGGACGUACACAUAAGUAUAGAUCAAGUGCCUUUUCUCAUGCACGACUAUGAUUUGAGGAGAACAACCAAUAUCAGAGAGGUCAUGCCAAAGGCUGCCUAUCAUCACCCUUCCUCCUUCCCUUGGAGUAACUUGUCAAAGCUGAAUGCUGGCAAAUGGUUCUUACGUCCAGAGACCAGACCAUAUUUAUAUAUGAAACCUAUAUCAGAGGCUGAUAAAAAACGAGCAGGGAACCAGUCAAUUCCACAACUGACUGAUUUAUUGGAACUUGCAAAGAAGGAAAGAAAAACUGUGAUAUUUGACCUUUUUGGUCCUCCACGACAUCAUCCUCUCAGACACACAUAUGUCCAUCGGGUAGUAAGCGUGAUCCUUGCUUCUAAAAUUGAACAACAUCUGAUUUUUUGGUUGCCAGGUCACGAUAGGGACUACGUCAAGUUCAUAGCCCCUGGUUUUCAACAUGUGGGCCGUUUAUUCCCUAUUGACCGCCUUAUAAAAGAAAAUAUCAGUAUAAUAAAUGUUGACUACAAGAGGCUAUUCUACAAUGGGUUGAAGGAUUAUAAAGCAGCUAACAUCUAUAUCAAUUUAUACCUUGUCAAUGAGCCUUGGAUUUUCUCACUGGCCUGGUGUUCCAGAAUUAAUUCAGUGACAACAGACAACAUUCCACUCCUGAGUCAGCUUAAUCACCCCCACUUCUUCAUGACUCCACGGUACUAUAUGUGCAUAUGGCUUAUCAUGGAUAUUAUUUCUGCAAUUUUCAUUUAUGCCAUAUUUUGUUUUCACUGGUGGAGAGAGCUCAAAAAUGAAAAAUUGCUUGAAGCCUCCAGAAUUUUCGAAGAGGAAAGUUUAAGUCUCUCAGUGGAACAAAGUGAGAAUCAAGAAGCUUCACAAUUACCUAAAAAGCCUUUUACCCGAGUUGAAGAACGUCCUUGGAUUCUAGGUUUACUUGGUAACAGAAGGAAACAAACAGAUGCUUCCCUUUUUGAAGAAACCCUUGAGAAGAAACCAGGGUCUAUCAAGAUUGUUCAGAGCACUGUUACACCAGAAGUGCCCCUGCAGGACUUUAAAGCUCGCCAAGCUGGUGAAACUGCUCCUCAAACUACCUUGCCUAUUGCAGAGGCAAAUAAAUCAACAGUGCCCAUCACAGGGGCCCCCCAUCCUAAAAUAUAGCAAAAUACACCCACAUUAGAACCUUCCAAAAAAUCUCAUGCUACAUCAGACAUCCCCUUAUAGGAUGUUAUUCAAGAGGAAGUAACUGACGCACCUCAACCCUUCUUCCUCUCUGUGGCUAAGAGUAGUAAUGGUGGAGAGUGAUCAAGAAGGCACAUAACAGGGAUAUCGAGGCUGUCAGGAGUACCAUUUUGGUCCAGCCUUUCUAUAAAGAAUGCAUCUUAUAGUACAUGGAGAAAAUAGUGGUGUGUGGUCUUGGAUCUGGAGAUCAUUGUUCUCUGAGUUAACAUUUUUGUAGUAUUUUCUGCUAAAGAAGUGACUGUGGUAAACAUCAACAUUUA